GGCUCGAGCCGUGGCCCUUCGCGGAGCCCCGAGCGCUCCCAGGAGCCCGCGCGGGCCUCCCGACCGCGCCCACGGAUGGUCGCCGCGGGAUACCUCCACACGGUGCUGCUCAGGAGCGACGGCACGGCCGUGGCCUUCGGCGCGAAUCGCUACGACCAGUGCAACGUGCCGGCGCUGGACGGUGGCCUGAGCUACACGCAGGUCGCCGCGGGAAGUCUCCACACGGUGCUGCUCAGGAGCGACGGCACGGCCGUGGCCUUCGGCGCGAAUCACCGCUGCCAGUGCAACGUGCCGGCGCUGGACGGUGGCCUGAGCUACACGCAGGUCGCCGCGGGAAGUUUCCACACGGUGCUGCUCAGGAGCGACGGCACGGCGGUGGCCUUCGGCGCGAAUCGCCACGACCAGUGCCACGUGCCGGCGCUGGACGGUGGCCUGAGCUACACGCAGGUCGCCGCGGGAAGUGGCCACACGGUGCUGCUCAGGAGCGACGGCACGGCCGUGGCCGUCGGCGCGAAUCAUCGCGGCCAGUGCCACGUGCCGGCGCUGGACGGUGGCCUGAGCUACACGCAGGUCGCCGCGGGAGACCUCCACACGGUGCUGCUCAGGAGCGACGGCACGGCCGUGGCCUUCGGCGCGAAUAACUGCGGCCAGUGCAACGUGCCGGCGCUGGACGGUGGCCUGAGCUACGCGCAGGCCGCCGCGGGAAGUGGCCACACGGUGCUGCUCAGGAGCGACGGCACGGCCGUGGCCGUCGGCGCGAAUGGCUCCGGCCAGUGCCACGUGCCGGCGCUGGACGGAGCGCUGACGUACACCGCGCGCGUGCUCGUCGGCGCGACGCUGCUCCUGCAGGCGUCGCUCGACGGCGGCGCGGUGCGCUUCCUGACCCUGGGCGGGGUGGAGCGCUGCCGGGUGCGGGUGGCGCCCGGUGCGCCGCUCGCUGGCGUGCGCGACUGGCUGGCGGGCGAGCUGGGCGCGGGCAGGCUGGGCCCCGGGCUCGGCCGCGCCGACGCGGCCCUGCCAGGCGGACGGCUCCUGAGCGGGGCCUCGGCGGGCGAGACCGUCGCGGACGCCUUCGGGUUGUAGACAUCGGGUGGCCGCCGUGCUUCGUCUCGGGCCCCAGGGGGGAUGCUUUCGUGGGUCCUCGGCACUUUCCAGCCUCG
Messenger RNA from Prorocentrum cordatum, 1160 nucleotides. Lineage: Eukaryota; Dinophyceae; Prorocentrales; Prorocentraceae. The record is from the annotation of a GenBank genome assembly.